UGAAAACAUUUUGUCGCACGGCGCGGGAUUUGCGAUAAGCCGAAGCGUAAAAAUGUCAGGUCUAGCAAGUUGGAUUGCAUGUCAGAUCGACAAUAAUUUAAGCCAUUUACCGCUGGUCUGGAUGCAGGUUAUAAUUUCAAUACUUGUGUGUAAUGGAUAUGGCAUCAUCCAUCAUCGACAGGACUAUACAAAACAACAGAAAAACCUACUACAGUCUUUUGUUGCCGUGGGGACGUUAGUUGGCGCGGGUGUUAUUUCGGCUGUCUCGACGGCCCUUAUUCCCCUAGCCAAUCAAGCUGGUUUUGGCUAUUUUCUCACUGCUCGCAUAAUUCAGGGUGUUGCCUUUGCUGCUACUUCCCCUUUGAUAGGUGCUAUGACAGCGAUUUGGGCACCAUUAGGUGAACAUGGUCUUUUCCUGGCCUUGUGCACCGGUUUUACACAGUUGAGCAAUAUUUUCACAAUGCCUGUAUCUGGUGCAUUAUGCUCAUCAAAGCGAAUUCAAGCUAAUAAGAAGAAUCAGGAAAAAGCUUCAAAAGUCCCAUACAAAUCUAUCAUGACCUCAAUAGUAAUCUGGGGAUUUAAAUAUUAUAAUUUUGGUAUUCAC
Molecule: messenger RNA, 604 nt
Organism: Mesorhabditis spiculigera
Lineage: Eukaryota; Metazoa; Nematoda; Chromadorea; Rhabditida; Rhabditidae
Source: the annotation of a GenBank genome assembly